AUGUUUACUACCGAUCCAACAAUCGCAUUCUUCCAUGAGCCAACUCCGGUGUUUGGUCAUGCCGAAACAACAUACGAAGCUGAACAUGCAAGCACGCUCCCAGAAGAAAACUGGACCCUGAUAGAACGCGACUCUGCCACGGGCUCAUCGUUGAGCACCUUGUCGGAUGUUAGCGACGAUAGGCCUGAACGUGAUAACUGGUCGGCGAAUCAAGGUACCCCCAGCCAAGGAAAUCGAGCACCUUCUAGUACACAAGGAUCGGUCGCACGUAUCGAUCGGAAGCGCCGUCGCAGCAGCUCCUCAACGUCGAUCUCAAACGGUGCGCCCCCUUACCCAGUGAUAUCGUAUGCCAGCGACCUUCUUUCAGCGAGCAACAAUGCGUACCUGACUGAGAGUUUGCUGAGAAUAUACCACGACAGUUUCGAGAACGCGCUUGCCUGUUGGGUGACGGAGAGAACGUGCCCAUAUAGUGCAAAGUCCGAUACUCAGCUGGCUACCAACGCCAGGCCUGACUGGAAUCGUAUCUAUCACCGCGUCGUUCGGCUAGACAGGCUUGCAUCGGCAAUUAGGGGGCGUAAGCUCACUCCCACUGAGAACCAAACAGCAUCUAGAGCCUUGGACCUAGCCGUGUUCUCCUUCGCUUCACAGUGGGCCCAAUCCAGCCCGAGAAGUAGGACGAGGUACCCUUUCCAUAGCACUUCAGCCGAUCGCGGUGCUAGUGUUUUUGAUGCUCAAGACGAAGACUGUGCGCCGGCUGGUGUUGGCUUCGAUCGUACGCUUCAGAUUUCGGCAUGGCACGAGGCGCGCAACGCACUACAGAAGGCUGGUGAAGUAGAGUCGUUUCGGGUGGUACUGGCACAAAUCAUAUUCGCAUUGACGCAGAGACCGGUUGACCUGUCUGAUGGGCCUCAGGAUGUUGCCGACUUGACGUCGACAAGUGCAGUGGUUGACCCCGACGAAAGCAUCGGCUUUGAGACCCCCAACGACCCGCUCACCAAUGCACCUGACCAGGACAUGGACGAAUGCACCGACUUGAUGUCGCGAUUGAAUCUCGCAAUUGAAGCAGAUGGCCCGCCUGUACAUCUCGAAUCGGGGCUUCGACUCAUUCACUCGCUACGAUCCCGCAUGGCCAUCUCAGGAGGAACGCGACGCAGCAAGCCUGGCUUGGUGCAUUCUACACAGCAACGUCGUUCGUCGGCUUUACGUCUUGAAGACGCGGAUCGCGCAACGGUAGACUUGUUGUUCUGGCUUGGCGUCAUGUUUGACACGCUGUCUGCAGCAAUGCACAAGCGACCACUAGUGGUGUCUGAUGAGGAUAGUGACCUUGUACUCAACGAAAGUAUGCAGAUGGAAGCUACGAACGAUCUGGCAACGACGCCCGCUUCGACAGAUGACGGGCUCUGGGAUGAUUACCUGUUUGCUCGCCAACAGCAACAGCUGGACAAUGCACCGACCAGAUGGCCAUGCUCAUUCGACCAGGCUGCAACACUGCUCUGUGACGCAGCUCCAGUUAAAGUUUUGCUAUUCCGAAAAGUCUGCCGCAUUCAAACGCUCUUGACACGGAACACGCGAGGUACAAAGGUGGAGGAGUCCGUAAGUGCAGCCUUGGAUGUGUACAACCAUUGGAACACACUGUACGCGCCCUUUAUCCGUGAUUGCAUUAAAAACCACGAUCGACUGCCCCCACGGGUCCAAUCGUGGUAUGUUUGCGUUACUGGCCAUUGGCACCUCGCAACUCUCCUCCUAGCGGACUUAAUGGAGGUUGUAGAUGAGUCCGAACUUGGAAUUGAGGAAGCGACAGAGCAGCGGAAUUCAAGCGGCUUCAUUGCGAAGUUUCGGGAGGCAAAUUGUCAACUGCUAUCUGACCUUGCCAGUUGCGCAUGCCCUCGAUCAGAUGCUUCGUUUCCGCAGUCUCCAGAGUUCCAUUUUGCAGUCAACGAAGGUGCGAUUUUGACAGAGCCAUGGACUGCAGUUUUGAUUCGUGCCUUUGCCAAGGCAGGGGUACUUCUUUUGGAGUCAGACACGUUAUUACCGUCUAACCUGGACCAGGAGGACGUGUUUGGUCGAGCCGACAAUUGUAUUAAGGCGUUAUGGUAUCUGGGUAGGAAGUCUGACAUGGCUCUUUCGGCGGCGAAGAUUCUUGGGGACGCAUUAAAGCAGCGGCGCAAAAGCGCACUGGAUAGGGUUACUGAUAUGAGCGCCUUCCUCGAAAAUGAGCUUUGGCACGGCUUGGAUGGUUUGAAUGGUUUGGACGGGGCAUUUGAGGUGGAUUGUGAACUAUAGCGAGUCAAGAUGGAUUUUUCGCUCCCGACUCAAAUGAUGCACAAUGAAGCGCGUAUUUUACAGU
Molecule: messenger RNA, 2347 nt
Organism: Pyrenophora tritici-repentis Pt-1C-BFP
Lineage: Eukaryota; Fungi; Ascomycota; Dothideomycetes; Pleosporales; Pleosporaceae
Source: RefSeq, a predicted model, not a curated record